GAGGAGCGUCAUGAUCAUAGGAGGUGACUUCAACACUUCCUGCACCACGGCCAAGCCGCAUGUGGGCACAGGCCUGCUGCCCCCGCCGCCCAAUUGGGCCCUGGAUCAGGAAGACUUCCAGGCACUACUGGUCGGUCUUGGUUUGUGUGCCAUCAAUACCUUUGCUGACUCUGGCUCCCCACAUACCUUUGCCUGGGGUUCCCAGCGCUCCCACAUUGACUUUCUUCUCAUCCGAUGUGAUAUGGCCGAUAGAUUCCCCCGCAUGGCCCGCCCACUGCAUGAGUAUCCGGUGGGGGCGUGGCGAGGCGGACCCAAACAUUACCCAGUCUUUGCACGCAUCCCUGUGCACUGGUGCCCAUGGCACCGCACAGGAACCCCGCAACGCACCUUGCAGAUCGAUAGACAUGCCAUUGCAGACGCAUUGGCAGGCCAAGCCGACGAGCGUGUCAGCUCCUUCCGACAGGAGCUGCAAUCAUGCCUCCCCCAGGUAAGUCAGGAACUUCAGAGUUUGCACGACGGUACUCUCCAGCAGUACGCUGCGCACAUGUGGGGACACCUCCGCCUCUUGCGGCGAUGGGCUCAGAGGCAACACCUGCUGACGGAGGCAGAGCAGGCAAUCAGUUCCGGCCAAUCUCGUCUCUUCUAUCAGCUCAUAGACAAACUAGCACCGAAGGGACGCUUUCGGAAGUUCCAGAUGAACAAGGGAGGCCAAAUCCUUUCACCAACCGAGGAACUGGAAGUGAUGCGCACACAUUUCCUUCAGGUCUUUAACCAUGGCAACUCUGCCCAGUCCUUGGCUCUCCCCAGUAGUCCGGAUGCUGAACCGCCCACGUUGUGUGUUGAGACGCCAGAGGUCCAGCAUUUCUUGGAUAAACUACCGGCCAGGAAGGCCGGCGCCCCAGGCACGGUACCCGGGGCGGCCUGGCGCUUAUGCUCGGACAUGAUCUCUCCACACCUCACCCGGAUCUUGAACAGUCGAUGGAGUGAGACUCCCCUCACACCGCCCGAACCCUGGACAUCCGCCACAUUGGCUCUUCUACUUAAGCCCAAUAAACCCGGCUCCUCACCCAAAGACUUCAGGCCCGUAGGGUUGCUGGACGCACUGGGCAAAGCCACGAUAGCGAUGAUUAUGUCCAAGGUCAGGUUCGACUUAGAAACCUACAUCCGGAGCAGUCCCCAAUUUGCUUACAUCGGCGGGCGAUCCACUCAAGAUGCACUUAAACGAGUAUUCGCACAUAACUCUGCGGUUCGGGAACAGCGCACCCCCAGCACUAGGGAUCCUCACCUGAAACGCCUUGGGGUGAAGCCUCCCCCCCUGCAAGGGGGGCUGCAGGUGUGCUUAGAUCUCUCAUCUGCAUUUGAUAUGGUGCCUCGCCACCUGGUGGCCGAGGCACUGCACGAUGCAGGCAUUUCGGGUGCGCCUGCCGAGCUUCUCAUGUCUUGGCUAUCGCAGUGCAAGUAUGAUCUUUACAUAGAUCAGCUGCAUACUGACAUCCCCACAACCAGGGGCGUCAAGCAAGGCUGUCCUGCCAGUCCCCUACUGUUCGCCUGCUUUAUGACUCUCGUCACUAAACGUAUUGCGAGUCGCCUCUCUGACGCCUGGGUAUCUCGCUGCCUUACCCUUUACGCGGAUGACUUCCACUUAGGGGACCUUUUCCAGGGCUACGCGGGGCUGGAGCAGUUAUGUGCUAGUAUCGGGUUCAUCAUGUCCACACUUCGAGCACAUGGUAUGAGUGUCCACGCCACCAAGGCGCAGGCCAUCCUUACCAUGGACGGUGCACAGAGGGGUACAGCACUACAGAAGUUGACUAAACAGACAGCCGAGGGCCGCCUACUUCGCAUACAUGUUAAAACGGGGGAAGAAUACCUACCACUUGUUAAACAGGCUGACUACUUAGGCGCAGUGACCACAUAUGCAUCCUCAGCUGCCGCCACUCUCCGCAAACGCAUGCAACAGGCCAAAGCCACGCACGCUCGCCUUAGAGGGGUCCUUCACGCAUAUCGCACACUGACGCUGCAUCAUAGACUUCGUCUUUGGAGAGCCACAGUCUGGCCUAGUUUGGCGUACGGUUUGGAAACUUGUGGUUUGACGGAGGAACAUCAUUGCACGUUACAGACCCUACUUAUGAAGCAUUUGCGGGGUAUUGCUCGAUGUCCAGCCCAUCUGACACAUGAAUCCGACGUUCAUUUGGCAGAACGUCUCCAGGUACAACUCCCAAGGGCUGCGCUUCGCCGCACCUUUGAGGCUUCUUUCGGCAGACAGGAACCUGAUGAUGUACAUGUCAUGCCCUUCGAACACCCGUGGAAUCGUUUUCUAGCUGCAAGCCUUGCGGAACCCACAGCAACCGAUGGAGAUGCCGGCCCUGCCCCCGGGUCCAUCCAUGCUCCGCCACCAUCGUCCCCAGUGGAUCCCAAUCAGGUGGAAGCUGAUCGACCGGAUGCGCAGGCCCCUAUGCCGGAGCCUGAGGCAACCUCUGCGUCACACAUUACAGAAGGGGCGUCUGCCUCUGUGGAGGAUGCAUCGACCCCUGCCGCACCUGAUGUCUCACCUCCACCCGAUUUAGGUCGACCGGUGGCGGAUGACUCGAGGGGGCCAAGUAUGAUCUGCGAGGCUCCAGCGGCAGUGCCAUGCGUGCCCGACCAUGCCGGCACUAUCCCGUCUGAAUGUUCUCUUCUGGUGCAGGUCCGGAGUGUCCUCCAACAGGAUGGGGUCUCGGCCCUUCUACGUCACCCGCUGCAAGCCCAACUCAAAAGUCACUGUGGCUUGUGCGGUCAAUGGAUGGCCUCCCCUACGGCACUUCGCAAUCAUUAUCGCAGCAUCCACUCUACCAUGUUUCAAAGUGCGGCGGCUCAAGCUGAACGCCUCAUGCCACGCGCCACGGAGGAUGUCCUGUCUCAGCUACAGGAGUCCUUCGGAGCGGUGAUCGGGAAGAGGGGAGCACAAGCACCAGCUCAAUCGUCCACGGACGGCCGUGUGAACAAGGUGGGCAGAGGGAUGUUUCCGCUGGGUGGCAGGGGCAAAGGCUUCCAAGGUCGCGGUCGACCGCCACAGAACAGACCCAGGGGACCUUGGCAGGGUGGCUUCGAGGACCAAGACCAGGACCAGGACGGAGAGCUCCUGCAGAUGGUUGCGAGAGCGGUGAUCAUGCAAGGCGACUCGAUCAAUGUGCUUCGUCGAGCGACGGGGUGGGUCUUCUGGGUCCGCUCAGGCGACCAUUCGAUCCUGCCGAUGCUGGCGGAGUUGGCCACCAAGUGGCACCAUGCGGCCCAAGCGGAGACCAUCUCUCCGACCCGGGUCUCCCUUCGAGUGGCCUUGUUCUGGGGAAUCAUUGCACACCUCAAGGACAAGCAUGCACAGAUGAACCAGGAGAACAAGGCCUACGCCCUCAAAAGUGGAUGGAUGUCGGAGGCGGGAUGCUGGAACUAUCAACGCUGGAACCCCACGCAUCAAUCCCUGGAGAUCGAUCCGGAGAGACAGGCGCUUACGCAGACCCAGGCUCAGGAAUCGCUGGAGACGCUGCUCCAGCUGAUCAACGGCGAUACGAUCACUCGCUUCACGGCCAGGAGGGAGCUACAUGCCGACAUGCAGGGCACAGUGGCUUUCCAGGCGGAUGUGAGACUGCGAGCCAAGGGAUCCGAAGAGCUGUACCAGCAGUUGGAACGCCUCCGAGGGCUAGCAUUGUUCCAGAUCAUCGGCACCUCCUUUCGGCAGGAGGGGUACGGCCGCCCACCCUUGAUCAGGGCGAUUCAGAAACUCCUUCGCUGA
Symbiodinium sp. CCMP2592 is the source of this 3766-nucleotide messenger RNA. Lineage: Eukaryota; Dinophyceae; Suessiales; Symbiodiniaceae. The record is from the annotation of a GenBank genome assembly.